AUGGAUCUGGAUCACCUGGACGCAGAAUCCAGGACAUCAGUUGCCGCAGAAGGAUUACUAGGACUGGGUUCCAUUCCUGUACCAUCUGGACCAAGUCCUCUGUCCUCCACACCUGCUUUCCAACCGCCAAGAUUUCCCGCGCAGAGAAAUCGAGCGGAAGCUGAGCGUUAUAGAUCUCCACAUGCGGCACAUCUGUCUCCUAAAUCUUUUCACCCACAAGCAAGCAGUAUAUACCCUUCACCGUCUCUCAACUCCCACGGGAAUGUCACCGCCAUGGGUGCAAUAUCUGUCGCAGAAGACGACCCAAGCACAGACUCUCCACAGGAGCAGCAAUACUAUGGAAACUCUUCAGUGGCCUCUUUUAUGCGUCUUGCAGGAGAGUCGAUGCCUUUGCGGUCGUAUAUGUCAGCUUUGCGAGAUAGCAAGAAUGAGUCGUCAAGAUGCCAGGGCCCUGAUACGGGGAUCUGGCGAGAUCUAGGCCAUCCAUCGGUAGAUCUUCGGUUCGACGACUUCUCCUUGCCCCCUCGAUCUCUGGCAGACCACCUUCUUGGGUGCUACUGGGACAGGGUACAUUGUCUAUUCCCAUUUUUCCAUCGCCCCAGUUUUGAGCAAGCGUAUGAGAAUCUCUGGGGGUCGGACAAGGCAUCCAAGCCCGAAUUGCCACAGCUCAAUAUCGGACUCGGGGGCGCAUUUGAUUGCGGUCCUAAUUCGAUUGUCUUUCAUUGUGCACUCAAUGCCAUAUUUGCCCUUGGCUGUCAUUUUUCUGAUAUUCCGCCUGCGGACCGGGAGGCCGCGGUAUAUUCAUUUUUCCUUCGGGCAAAGCGAUUUGUAAAUCUUGACCUCCUGGACAUAGGCACCAUCGGCGUGGUCCAAACUCUUUUGAUUGUUUCACUUCUUCUUCAAAGCACCCCUUACCCUAUUCGGUGCUGGAAUGCAAUUGGACUGGCGUGUCGCGCUGGUCAAGGACUCGGGCUACACGAGACAACCACACAUGCCUCGAACAAACCCCUGGAGACAGAAAUACGACGGCGCACCUGGCACAGCUGCGUCAUUAUGGACAUAAUUGUGAGCAUGACACAUGGAAGACCGAGCAUGACCUCUCACCUCUCACCGUUACCUCUGCCUGCAAUGGGAACGGACUCCCAGGAAGCUGAUCCUUGUGAGCUUAGUGGACAACCCUGUGAUCAUAAACUGGGAUAUAUGACUUUCUACGUUUCAACCAUUGAAUUAUACAAAAUUCUCGAGUCUGUUCUAUCUGAGGUCUAUAACGCUUGGCAGAGUCGAUCGAAUAACUCUCGCACCAGUUCGUUGCAAAGCUCCAAGCUUUGUAGCCUGGAUGUAUUGAUGGAACUCGACGAUAAACUUGCUGCUUAUGAGACUAGCGUGCCCCAGCCCUUGAAUUGGACAGAUGAAGCAUCAAUGCAUCACUCGAGCAGUGGUAAUUCGUCAACCUUCAAGCGUCAGCAAAAUGUGUUGCGUGCAAGAUUUAUCCACCUUCGCCUUCUGUUGUAUCGCCCCAUGUUUACUCAACUUUGCUCCGGUGAACGAGCUGGGUCAUCACGCCGCUCUGAUAUACAACCCAGCGAGAAAAAUAUAAUAUACUCCUCGGUCUACUCAAAAUGUGCCGCCUCCUGCGUCACAGCGGCCAUCAACCUGGUCUCACUUGUUCACGAGACAUAUCGAACGAGUGUAACUGAUGCUUGGUGGUACAAUGGAUUCUACACAUCGACUGCAGGAUUCAUCCUGAUAAUGUCAUACUCAUGCCAUUCUAUCCGGGAGCAGGUUGAUUCACAAAUCGUGGAUGAGAGUUGGCGCAAGUGCGAAGAGAUCUUAGCUUUUAUGGCUAUGUUCAGUCUCUCGGCCCGCAACUCGUUGCAGUUCUUGCAAGUGACGCACCAACAUAUUAUGCAAAACUACUCAGCUACUUGUCGGCCUGGCGAUGCUUCGUUAGUUUCCACUCAGCUGUACCAAAGGGGCAAUCAACAACUGAACCGACCCGAUUUGUCGUCGCAGCCUACCGAGCCGAUAUUAGAUGAACACAACCUCCGUCACGAAACUAAUAACUUGGAUAUCAAUCCUUUCACAACGUGGGAUGAGAUGGGCUUUGGGCAGGAAGAAUUUGGAUUCCUUGGCAGAUUUGAUUUGCCUGAUCUUGCAAGCUGGUUCACGGAUAUACCCUCUUGA
Penicillium concentricum is the source of this 2184-nucleotide messenger RNA. RefSeq names its product fungal specific transcription factor domain-containing protein. Gene Ontology annotation, molecular function: zinc ion binding; RNA polymerase II cis-regulatory region sequence-specific DNA binding; DNA-binding transcription factor activity, RNA polymerase II-specific. Gene Ontology annotation, biological process: positive regulation of transcription from RNA polymerase II promoter by galactose; DNA-templated transcription. The coding region runs from base 1 to 2184 and encodes 727 amino acids. The transcript has 5 exons. NCBI's taxonomy places the organism in Eukaryota, Fungi, Ascomycota, Eurotiomycetes, Eurotiales, Aspergillaceae. Gene Ontology annotation, cellular component: nucleus. The record is from RefSeq and is a predicted model, not a curated record.